AAAAUUCGUGCCAGGAACAAAUCAGCCAGUUGCACUUGCACCACGCCUCCUCGUGGCCUCUCGUCGAUCCGCACCAUGGAUACGGCCUGCGGCGGCGAGCCACCGCAGCCGAAGGCGGUGUGCGUCAUCGGGGCCGGCAUGGCCGGGCUGGCCGCGGCGCGCGAGCUGCGCCGGGAGGGCCACGACGUGACGGUGCUGGAGCAGAGCGGCGACGUCGGCGGGCAGUGGCUGUACGACCCCAGGACCGACGGCGCCGACCCGCUCGGCGCGGCGGCGCCGGUGAAGGUGCACAGUGGCGUAUACGCCUCGCUCCGGCUCAUCAGCCCCAGGCAGAGCACGGGCUUCAGUGACUUCCCCUUCUGCCCCAAAACCGGCCGCGACAACCGCCGUUUCCCCGGCCACCGCGAGGUGCACCUCUACCUCAAGGACUUCUGCGCCGCGUUCGGGCUCAUGGAUGCCGUCAGGCUUAACACGAGGGUCCUGCGCGCCGCCAUGACGCCGGCGGGUCGGUGGGCGGUGAGAUCCAUGGACCUCGGCCUCGGGGAGCGCGAUGGUGAUGCCGACGGGAAAGCGUUGGACACGUACGUCGACGAGGUGUUCGACGCCGUCGUCGUCGCCACCGGCCACUACUCGCAGCCAAGAUUGCCGGGCAUCAAAGGCAUGAAGACAUGGAGGGGGAGGCAGAUGCACAGCCACUCGUACAGGGUGCCGGAGCCGUUCCGCGGCGAGGUGGUGGUGGUGAUCGGGUGCGGGGAGAGCGGCAAAGACAUCGCCAUGGAGAUCCGCAGCGUGGCCAAGGAGGUGUACCUCGUCGCUGGGUCCAUGGAGGCGGUCACCCCAGGCUUGUCCAAGGUGCUGGCCAAGCACAGUGCCAACCUCCAUCUCCGACUUGAUGUGGAGCGUCUGUGCGAGGACGGGCGGGUGGAGUUCAAGGACGGCGGCGGCUCCAGCGUGGCCGCCGACACCGUCAUCUACUGCACGGGGUACAUCUACUCGUUCCCGUUCCUGGAGACGGGCGGGGCGGUCGCCGUGGACGACAACCGCGUGGGCCCGCUGUUCGAGCACGUGUUCCCGCCGUCGCUGGCGCCGUCGCUCUCCUUCGUCGGCGUGCCGAGGAAGAUCUUCGCGCCCCGGUUCUUCGAGAUGCAGGCCCGAUGGGUGGCGCAGGUGCUGUCCGGCAGGCGGGUGCUGCCGGCGGAGGAGGAGAUGCUCCUGUCCGUGGAGGAGUUCUACCGCGCCAGGGAGGCCGCCGGCGUGCCCCGCAAGUACACCCACGAGAUCGGCGGGCGGGACCGCAUGUACAUGGACGAUUUCGGGGAGAAGUGCUGCGACUUCCCCCGUCUCGAGGGGUGGAAGCAGGAGCUGCUGACCUCGUCCGUGCGCGACAUGAUCGAGGACUUGGAGACCUUCCGCGACGAACACCAGGACAGCGACUCCAUUCGCGAGGCUAUGCAGGAGUGGCAGCUCUCUUGUCUGCACACCAAGCCUCCUACAACUACCAGUUGUUGCUGGCUUGCUGCUACACAGGCGGAGACGGUCGUCCCUGCCAAGCUGCUCUCCAUCAACAAGCAGAAUGAUGAUUAAAAUGUAAAAGUGGAUGGGGACUAAAUCUGCCCAUGGGCAGCCCGGCCCGAUGGCUCGGGCACGAGAGCCCAACAUCCGGGCUAGGUUCGGGCUCAGCUUUUCUGCUCGAAGCCCGACUCACAGGUCCAAAUAAAGUUCAAUAUUUUUUUAAAUUUAAAUUGGGUGUAAUAGGCAUUUAAUGAAAAUAUAUAUUUUAAAUUUGAUCUAAGAAAAAUCAUUUAAUGUAAAACUGUGUUGUUCACAUG
Messenger RNA from Hordeum vulgare subsp. vulgare (domesticated barley), 1829 nucleotides. Its product is annotated as flavin-containing monooxygenase FMO GS-OX-like 8. The record is from RefSeq and is a predicted model, not a curated record. The transcript has 4 exons. NCBI's taxonomy places the organism in Eukaryota, Viridiplantae, Streptophyta, Magnoliopsida, Poales, Poaceae. The coding region runs from base 76 to 1584 and encodes 502 amino acids. Gene Ontology annotation, molecular function: flavin adenine dinucleotide binding; NADP binding; N,N-dimethylaniline monooxygenase activity.